GAGAAGAAAGAAACGAAACUGAAAGUGUUGAAACAGAGGCUGGUUAAGUUACUGAAGCUCCGGAUUUCUGUUUAUAUGACGCGAGAUUCACUGACAGUCUGAAGGGAAAGUGCUGCUUAAAGCUUGAAAGAAUUUAAAAUGAAGAGGAAAAGGCAAAACAAGGACCGAAAGAAAGGAUUAGACAGAUCAAGCUGGCGCAACAACCCCAGGAACGAAAGGCGAAAAAAGACCAAAAAAUCAGCAAGUGGUGACAGCACCUCAUCCCCACCCCACUUUCAGAGCCAAAAUGAAGACACCAUUAAUGCAUCAAGAAACCAGAGUGAGUUCCAGCCUGAUCAGGACUGUGUCAGCAUCCCAGUGCUUGCAACAGGAAAAAUGGAAGCUCAAACACAAACAAGACGAAAUCUAAAGAAUAAAGUGACCCAAACUGAGUCUAUCAGACACAAAUCAUGUCACACACAAACCGAGUCAGAUCCUGGGUGUGAAGCCCAAAUUCAAGCCCAAGGGAGUACAGAAAAUGAUUCACCCAAGACGAAUGAACAAAUAGAUGCUGACAAUUCAGUGUCAACACCUCCUGAUCCUGGAGGGGAUCAAAAGAAAGGAACAGCUACACCAUCAAACUGUGAUGAAAUAAUGCAGGGGGAGGACAUUAAGAACAAGAAAAAAGAACAGAAAGAUGAAAGUUCACAAGACACCUCUAACCCAAGGUCUAAAGAAACAAAACCGAGGUCAUAUGCUGAAGCAGCAUCAGAUAAAGACUCAAAGGAAAAAACUGGCCAGUCAGCAGCAAAGGAGGGCAAAACCCAUGAUAAAGAAGCACAUAGAGAAAUGCCCCCAGUGAGAGGACCACCUGAGAAACCAAUGUUCACAUUAUAUGUGUACUUAGUACUGGAUCAAAGCUUUAAGUUUAACAAAGAGAAAGACAAACUUCUAAUCUGUUAUGAAAACUGGGAUUUUGAAUUGAAUAUAACCCUGUUUAGAGAAAUUGAUAAGAAAGUCUGUUUAAUUGAGGCAAACCUCUCUAUUGAUGAACAUUAUGUGAAGAGAGGUGGAGUGCUAUACUAUAACUAUGCAGUGCAGCAACGAAGGAAAAAAAUAGUAGAAAUUGCCAAAAGAACGCUCACUUUCAAUCCCUCAUUGAAAGAAAUUCAUCUCUUUGAGGGCCAUAUAAGUGGAUCAGGUUUUAAGGAAUGGCUGAGGAGCUGGAUCACAUCUGCAGAAAAAGAAAUAUCUGAGGCCUGGCAGAAUUCUGCACGCAUACUACUUAACAGAUUGUUUGAACAAUGGGAACCAUCUAAUCAGGAGACUAUAAGAACAUUCAUACAGCUCUUAAAUAAUUAUAUUUGGUGUUUUUAUAAUUCCAAUCAGCGAGUGUUCUACCAUCAAAAUCUGCCUGCUCCUUUUGUAGAGGUGUAUGAAUUGAUUGCAAAGAAGCUGGUCGACAUUCUAAAUGCUGCAGGAAGUUCGGCUAAUUCCGACCCUCUUGUACUAGGCCUCUCAGUGUUUCAGGUGGCCCGUGCAUGUGGUGUGAAGCUUGCGAUUAAAGGUUGGGGUACGCUGUGUCAUCUGGUCUCAUCUGCCCCUGCUCUUAAACAAGUACAAGAAAUACAAAAUUCCUUUCCCACACUGCCGCAUACAGUGAAAGGGCUGAUGAUCCAGUGUUCUCAGCUUACGGUCUCAGAGACGGUCCUGCUGGUUCCUCUUCUCCAUUCUGUGUGGCAGCCUGGUGCAGCCUCAAAACGACUUGGCACAUCUGUUGAGGAAGCAGCCUGGACAGGACUAGAAGAUGUAACAUACCGUACAUACAGAGAAAAAAUAAAAGUAUAUCUUGAUAAGAGAAGGAUGAUCCUUGAGCUGGUUGAAAAGCACAAGGAGCUGGCCAAGGACAAGCCUCAUGUUUUGACCGCCUGGCUGUCCUUGAUAGCAUUUGAUGAUAUAUCCAAGUUUGCUAAGUUGACAAACAUCGCACCUGAAAAGUUGAUUCAGAGUCUGAUGUACAGAUUGAGAGAUUUUCAAGAGUACGUUCGACAAACUGACCCCAAACAUACAGAGACAAAUCUGAGGAUCACAGAAAACAUUUUGACAGAUCUGUUGAACUGUGUUGAAAAGGACAAAGACAGACUCAUUUUAGACUUAUCUGAAUGGUUGGACUCCAUAUAUCAGUGCUGUAGAAAUAUCCAUAAGAGCACUUGCACAAUGACUCGACUCCUUCCAGCUUAUAAAGCAACAGUGCUGUCUUUUCAGCUGUUGCUAAAAAUGGCCGAAAUUCAGUAUGAAUUUCUUUCGAAGCAUGGAGAGGACAAAGAUACAGAGAGAAAAAAACUUUUGAAACAGCUUGAAUACACUCAAAAUGAGUUUAGAAAGUGGAGAUGUGAUCUCCUUCAGAAUCCUCUGUUUCAAAAUUCCGUAUUUAAAUACCCGAAAGAAAUAGAGCUCUGGGGUGCUUUCUUUGGGUUGCAGUGUUCAAUUCCCUCUGUUACAGAGCAAUGGAUGUGCAGCAUAAAGGACGACUUAAUAAAAAGGAUCUCUGAGCUUAAUGACAUGGACAGGGUAAGGAUCUGCUGUCUGGAAACCCCAGCAGGAGCUAUAGAGAAAAGCCACUCUACUGUUAAGACAUGUUUUCAUAAGCUGUGCUUCUCUGCCAUUAAAAAGUUAUGCCAGGAAAGUAAAGAAGGGACUCUUCUGAAAGCUCUACAGCCAAACCUGAAACAUGUUUCUUCAUCCAUUUUGUCUUCAAUUGUUACUGAGUCAGCAGCUCGUUUUGGAGAAGACAGAGUGACCCAGCUACUGAAUGACCAAUCUGCCAUCUACGUCCUCUUAUCUCAAGGAGACUGGAGUCAUGACAAAUUAAAUGAAGAGGCCAAUCAAAUAAUGAGCAUGUCCCAGGCUACUUUAGGUGAUUUGGUCAGUUCUCUUUGCCAGGGUAAUAUUCCCUUUGGUCAACUACGGAUUAUCCUGAAACACAAGAAACAAUUCCAAGAGCUGUACAAAAAAUGUCAAAAACACUUGAAAUUGGAUAAAAUUACUGUUGAUCCAGAAAGACUGCUUAAUCAAAGAGAGAAAGAUUGCCAAGCCAUGCUGGAACAGAGGGAACAUAUAAAUGUCCUCAUAAAAAUGCUUGGGAAAAUUUCAGAGAUAAUUCACGUACCCGAGAUCUCAGUACUUGAGCAAGAGCACAAGAUUAGUAUGCAUCCACUGGGAUUAAAUAAGCUGGUGGUAGUACAACCAUGCUUCUCUAAUGAAGAUCUAAACGGGAUUUUAACGGGGAAGGUUUUGUGCUACAGUGCUGACUUAACUAAAGUGCUCAGUGCAGCAAAAGAGAUGCAUGAAUUCCAAGACAGCAACCUGAUUCUCAAAUCAUGGAUGGACAGAGCUAACGCAUUGGCAUCUAAGAUCACGGAGUCUGAAACUCUGGGUCUGGAAGAUGUUCUUUCUGUAAUCUGGCAACCUUCUCUUCGUGAAUUUUAUCAGCUUGGUAUAAGGAUUGGAAAUGGAUUUGUAACUUUUGAGGAACUGGACAAGGCUGUUAAAGGGUGUGAAGACGAAGGUAAUGGCGUUCGGCUCCGUAAGGAGAUGAAACUUAUGGCCUCUAAGCUUGACAAGUAUCCAGGUCUGAUGGAAAACUGGCUGGAACAAAGGCUUAAACAGAUCCAGGAGUAUAGACAGCUUCACCAUGCAGCAGAGUCUUCCAAUGCAAUACUGAAGAUAAGAGACAAACUCAAUCUGAAAGGAGACUUCAGCCAUAUACACAGUCUCACUCAGCUGAAUGAAGAUUCAUUUAAAAACCAGCAUCUGCUUUCAUUGAGCGAUGACCUUAUUAAGGCCAAGCAAAAGCUAUCUCAUGUCAGCCAUCAGCACACAGCUUGUCUGGAGGCAUUCCUGAAGAGCGAAAAUCUAGUCAACUGGGUUAAGACCACAAUUAAAAAUCGCAGUGAGUUGAAGGUUUUUGUGGAUUUGGCUUCAAUUUCGGCUGGAGAGAAUGACACGGAGAUUGACAGAUUGACCGGUUUUCAAGAUGCUGUCUCAGGUUACAGUCCCUUGUUAUACUCCUUGCAUGAGAAUGCAGGUUUUGAACAGUUGAUUGCCUGUGCUCAGGAAGUCUGGGAUGCUCUCAAUAGAGAUGAAAAACUUCCAGAAAAACUGACACACUCCGAUUGUUGGUUAGCCUGGUUAAAAGGACUAAGGGAAACUCAUGGCUCUGUGGAAAAGUCCUCACUUUUUUUGGCCUCAGCGAUCAAUACCCAUGGUGUGUACCAUAUUUGCUGGCCAGAUCAUUCUUCUGGAAAGAAAUCCCUGGGCAGUGUUUUAUGUGUGAAGGUAAAAACCAGUGAAAUAGAUAAAACUUACAGUCUUGAUGAAUUAUUGGAGUUACAGAACAAGCUAAUGCUCAUGUCAUCCAAGGGAGAGCAUAGCAAAGAACAAGUAAACAAGUUCACAGAGGUAUUUGAAGGCGUACAGAGAAUGGCGCGUAUACUCAUGCAGCUAUGUUCAUCUGGGAACCUAUUCUUCCGAGACUUAUUUGCAUAUGUAAUAUGCAACCAUGAGAAAAAACCAUGCAUUAACAUACAUGUUCCCUUGCUUGGGAAACAUUUUAUGUAUAAUGGACAUAUUGCCGAGGAGCUUCAAAAAGUAUGCCGCUGUAUGGAAGCCUGCUAUGAAGACUGGCGUAGCUUUAUGUCUGAGCUGCGCUCUCAGUUCUAUGCUCUCAAUUAUUAUACUUCGGAACAAUUGGUCUACCUUUGCCAAUGGAUCAACAAAAUCUGUGAAAAAGGGAUGCCUGUGCCACAACAAAUAUGGCACUUGCUUACCCCGCUUAAGCCAGACAGUACACUAAGUGAUAUCAGAAAUGCCUUUGAAAAAGCAAAAGAGAGUCUUCAGUCUGACCUUCAGAGCCAAUUCAGUUCUGACUCAGAAUCUGAAGAGUCUAUGGAUAUUAGCAGACCCAAACUGCACAAAGAAGACACUAAUAUCGACAAUGAUUCUGAAGAAGACAUUUUUCCUGAGGAUAUGAUGGAAGAAAAUUCAUCUAACUCUGUAGCAUAUUCUGAAGAAUAUUGUGAGAUGGGCAGCCUUCAGGGAGAUAGUGAGGAGGAAGAAGGUUCAGCUGAAGCGGAUGAGCUUGAGUGGGAGGACACCAGUGAUGAAGCUGGAACAGAAAAAGAUAUGAUAGAAACUUGUUCAGUUUCAUCCGCAUCGCUCCAAGAAUGCAAAAUUCCAAACAUAGUUAUGGAAACAUUGGCGGAUUCGUGGCAGGACUUCAGGAAUAACAGGACCAAAUAUCUUACACAAUACAUGGACGUUAAAACCCUUGCUCAGUUCCUUUCCUGUUUCUCUACUAUGAACAACCUCAACAUCAUGCGCAAGUUGCCAUCUAUUCUUCAAGAAGGAAAGCCCAAUCUCAUUGAUUGCCCUUCUACAGAACUAAUAACCAACACACUUGCUUUGUACAUGGAGAGCCAAGAACAGGCUUUUCCCUCAGUUGAUGAGGUGCUAAUAUGCCAAGAGGACACAAGUGAAGAAGAGGUUGAGAUCUUUCUUCGGAGAUGCCUAGGCCAAGGUGCUCCAAAUCACCAUCAGAAAAUCUACACAUUGGUUAAUCCAGGUUUACUGACCUAUGAUGUGAGUGUGGCUCUGGCAGAGCGUUUUGAGGCAAUGGAGCGGAGUGCUAGGUCUCAUUUUCGCCUGGUAAUAGUGUCUCCUGUGAACCAAAGCAGCUAUGUCCCGUUAUACUUUAGCAACUACAAGGUACAAGCAGGCUUGAGUCUUUCUUUGGAAAGUGCCAAGGAAUACCUUAGGCAUCACUUAACUACUACCUAUGUUCAAAGCCGCCAACGUCAGGUCUUUCCAGAUGGUAUUUCAUCCUGGUUGAUUACUUCUAGACGUGCAGCUGUUGGAAAGUCACUCUAUGUUACCAGGAUGUUCCAGAAUUUUAGGAGAACCUUUCCAACGGCAACUUACCUUACAGUUAGACUGAUAGAACCCAAAGUUAAUUUUGACUGCUUAGUUCAAACACUUUGUGAGAAGCAGGCAUCACUAAAAGAACAAGAUCCUGUUCUCCUGCACAUUGACACUGCAGCUGUUCGUUGUGGUUUAGAGGAGUUCCUGUUCAGAUUACUCAUUCUAGGAUGUCUGAGAGACAGUGAAGGGAAACUAUGGAGGAGAAACACAGCCCACUUGAUUGUAGUUGAAGCACUUCUUCCAGAUUCUGCGCAUCAUAGUAAAACUCGUAAAGAGUCAACCCAAGGUCUUCUUAGCUUACUGCCAACCAUUCACUGUAAACCACCAAAUGAAGUCAGAGAAAUGGAGCUCAAAAUCAGAUCUGGUCAGAUAAAAUAUACAUCCUUAGACCCACUGAUGGACUCCCAAGAGUUUAAGAGUGAAGGUGUUCAGAGACCUUACCAAUAUUUGAUAAGAUUCAACAGAAAUGAGAAUUUGGACCAUUUCAAAUAUGAAGAUGGGUCCAUAGAGGGCAAUAAAGUGAAUUGUCUUCAUCAUCUUUUAUCAAACUGUGGACUAAAGGACCCCUCAUGGGCUGAACUGAAGCACUUUACUUGGUUUCUCAACCUGCAGCUCAAAGAUUGUGAGAAAUCAGGAUUCUGUGAUCCAAACUUUUUUGGUAGCAUUUUGAGUGGAUUCAAAAGCUUUAUAGUAAAAUUCAUGAUACACAUGGCAAGGGACUUUGCAUCUCCCUCCCUGGACAGCUCGGACAAAAGCCCUUUACCUCUUUUGGAGAGUGAUCAUCAGGAUGGUCUUUUAGGCAGAUUAACUAUACGGAAGCGGUGGGAGAAUAAACCUCAUCCAUAUAUCUUUUUUAAUGCAGAUCACUUGACCAUGACCUUCCUUGGUUUUCAUGUAAAGCAGAGUUCUACCAAAAACAUUGUUAAUGUGGUUGACCAAAAAACUAAGGAAGUUUUGAUGGGAGAUGUAAUGUCACUCGACCUGUUUACAGGACUUCGAAAUCAAAACAUUUCAUUUUCUGAAGUCUUUGACGAUUUGCCAAGAAAGACCAAGAUACAAAAGAUUUCCCUUGUCGUUGGUGCCAAGAUAGGGGAACAAUUUGAUCCUGAUCCUACAUAUGAACUCACUUCUGAUAAUGUAAUGAAGAUGCUGGCCAUCCAUAUGAGAUUCAGGUGCGAAAUUCCUGUGAUCAUAAUGGGGGAAACUGGCUGUGGGAAGACCAGACUAGUGAAGUUUCUUUGUGAUCUGCAAAGGGAAGGCAGAAACAUUGAAAACAUGAAACUGGUUAAAGUUCAUGGAGGGACUACUGCUGACACUAUAUACAAGAAGGUGAGGGAGGCAGAAGAACUUGCACAGAGAAACAGUGAAAAACACAAACUAGACACUAUUUUGUUUUUUGAUGAAGCGAACACCACAGAGGCCAUCUUUGCUAUCAAAGAAGUACUAUGUGACAAGACUGUGCAAGGAGUUCCUUUGAAGAAAAAUUCUGGUCUAAAGAUAAUUGCUGCAUGUAAUCCUUACAGGAAGCACACUCCCAGAAUGAUUGAACGCUUGGAGAGAGCUGGAUUGGGCUACAGAGUAAAGGCUGGGGAAACAGAGGACCGAUUUGGUCAAGUUCCCAUGCGCCAGCUUGUAUACAGAGUUCAUCCUUUGCCGCCAAGUAUGAUUCCCCUUGUUUGGGACUUUGGACAGUUAAGUGAAUCAACAGAACUUUCUUACAUCCAACAAAUUGUAAAGAAACAAAUUGAAGAGCACUUCUUGCCAUCACAAUGCCAGAGUGUGAUCAGUGAAGCGUUGGCAGCCUCUCAAAAGCAUAUGCGUCAUCAAGUAGAUGAGUGCAGUUUUGUAAGUCUUAGGGAUGUUGAGAGAUCAAUGAGGGUGCUAGUGUGGUUCUACCAACACAGAGAACACAUUUUUCCAAAAUGUCAGGAGAUUGACAUGGUACAAAUGACCUUUAAAUGCUUGGCCCUUGCUUUGGGUGUUUGCUAUUAUCCAUCACUUGAGUUCAGAGACAACUAUUUGCAGAAUAUUAGUGAUGUCUUUCCUCAACCACUUAACACCAAACAAGCGCUGGAGCAUGAGAUUUCCUCUUGCCAAGACUUCUUCCUCCAAGGCAUUCGCACAAGAGAGACAAUUGCUAAAAAUUUAGCACUGAAAGAAAAUGUCUUUCUCAUGGUGAUCUGCAUUGAGCUGAAGAUCCCACUUUUUCUGGUAGGCAAGCCAGGGAGCUCUAAAUCUCUUGCCAAAACUGUUGUUGCUGAUGCCAUGCAGAGGCAGGCAUCUCACAGUGAAUUGUUCCAGAUGCUUAAAGAGGUGCACAUGGUGUCAUUUCAGUGCAGCCCUCACUCAAGUCCAGAAGGGAUCAUUGGAACUUUCAGAAAUUGUGCUCGUUUUCAAAAAGACAAGAACUUGGAUGAGUAUGUAUCAGUGGUUGUGUUGGAUGAGAUAGGAUUAGCAGAAGAUUCUCCACAGAUGCCAUUGAAAACCCUGCACCCUCUUUUGGAGGAUGGUUGCAUUGACAAUGACAGGCCAGAUCCACACAUGAAAGUGGGUUUUGUUGGAAUCUCAAACUGGGCUCUCGAUCCUGCUAAGAUGAAUCGAGGUAUUUUUGUCUCUCGUUGGGAUCCAAGUGAAAAUGAAUUAGUGGAGACAGCCAAAGGUAUCUGUUCGUCAUCUGAGUCAGUUCUUCGCAAAAUCAGUCAUCUUCUGCCUAAACUGGCGAAAGGAUUUUUAAGCAUUUGUAAAAAUGACAGGGAUCAAUUUUUUGGACUCAGGGAUUUUUAUAAUUUGGUGAAAAUGAUUUUUGCUGUAGUGAAAAACACAGACCAUGAACCCAGUGACAGUGACUUAGCACAAGCUAUACUGCGGAAUUUCAGUGGACAAAAAGACAACUUUGAUCCUUUUGGUCAUUUCCAAGAUCUCUUCUCAAAUCAUCAAGACGUCCUUAUGAUAAGCACGCUAGAAAUGGUUAAACAGAACCUUGAUCACAACAAUGAAGAAGAAUGUCGUUAUCUCCUUCUGCUCACAACAAACAAUGCUGCCCUGUACAUAAUUCAGCAGUGUAUUUUUUCAAAAGAUGAAAAAAACUGCCCUGAAAUUGUGUUUGGUUCUGGAUUUCCCAAAGAUCAGGAGUAUGCUCAAAUCUGCCGUAAUGUGAGUCGAGUCAAGACGUGUAUGGAAACUGGCCGGACUGUCAUCCUCUUGAAUUUGCUUAAUCUAUAUGAGAGUCUGUAUGAUGCAUUGAAUCAGUACUAUGUUUACUUUUGUGGGCAGCAGUAUGUCGACCUGGGAUUAGGGUCACACAGGGUAAAAUGUCGAGUUCACAAAAGCUUUAGACUGAUUGUUAUUGAAGACCAGGAAAAGGUCUAUGACAAGUUUCCUGUCCCGCUGAAAAAUAGGCUGGAGAAGCACAAAGUAGAUAGGAGUACAGAUUUGACACCAUGGCAACACAGAGUUCUGGAAAAACUCAAGAACUGGGUGCAGGAGUUUUCUCACUAUUCUAAGACAACUGAAUCAGAUUUCAGCUCAUUUGAUGCCUUUGUUGGCUUUCAUGGAGAUGCUUGUGCCAGUGCUCUCCUUCAAGCAUUAGAAAGAAGAGAAAAACAGGAUUAUCCAAAAGUGGAAGAUGGACAGAUUGACACUAGCAUGCCCAGCAAGAGGCGCAAAAGUAUGUCCAUGUCCACAGAGUUUAGCAGUCUGUCUAUGACCGCAGAGAAAGACAUAAAGGAACAUAAGGAGCAGGUGUUCGAUCAAGAAGAAGGAGUUCAGUCUUAUCAUGCUGCACUCGAUGAUAAGGACAGUGCUUUAACAGGCAGCGAGACUCUUCUUGAUGAAAACAAUAAGGGACUUGUUUUGAUGGAUGUAGCUGACAGUGACGACAACAUUGAAUCUGAAGGCAAACAAGAUUUUCUGGAGGAAAUUCCCAAGACUGUGGAAAUGGAUAUAUAUCCAGAUGACAAUGAUGAAGUCAACUUAAAUGAGCCAAAUGAAUCCAUAGAUGAGGAGGAAGAUGUCUAUGAAUGUGCCAAAUCCUUUUUGUUGAACUGCGCCACACCGGAUUCUGUGUUAAGGUUAAAGAACUCAGGACUGGGAAACAGUGAAGGAAUAAGACUUCAAAGGCUAUAUUUUGGUCAGCAAGAUCACCAUUCCCUCAGAGGAUUUUUGGACAGUCAUUUAAGGAAGAGUGACAAGGAAAAGAAAAAAUUCAUAGAGGUAACCACCUUCUCUAGUCUGCUAACUAAAGCUGAUGUGCGAAAUCUGGCCCAAGCUUUGGGUCUGUCCAUGGAACGGCUACUUUUGCUCUCUCUGCACCAGUUUGACACAGAAGUUUCUUUCUGCAGCAAAAUUCGAGGUUUUCUAAAGACUGCACAUAUGUCUCUGCACAUCCUCUUGGUUCAGAUGGAUAUGGAGGAAUCAGUUUGCAAAAAUGAACUCACUGCUUCUGCAAAGUACUGCACCAUGAAUGAACUUCUCGCUUUUCAAUUAGAAGAUCACAACUGCUAUAUUGUGUUUAUCACAAAACUCUCAAGGAUUGCAAGUGGCAAUAAGUAUAUUGGAUUUCAGGGAGGUGGAUGGCUUUCGACACAUAUUGAUGACCUCAGAGACACCAAUGACAUGAGCUUGGAUCUCUCUGUUUUUUGUGGAACACCAAUCAGCAAGCUACUCUCCCAGUCGACAGAACCUGUUGCCAUGGGAGCAGAAGAUCAAGAAGCUAUGGUCAAAAGCCAACAGGAAGAAUCUGCAUACCUGCACAGCUUGUCUUUGGUGAGAUCGUGCUCUCAGAAAGCUGUUUCCCUACUUAAAGAUUCUAGUAAUAAAGCUCCUAGGAGUAUGAAGCGCAUGAACACUCUUCUUGGCCUUCUGGAAAAUGACUUGGGGCGAAAUGGAGCCCGUUUUCAGGAAGUGUUGCUGAGGCGAUUGGUGGCCGCCCUGACACAGAGAGAGGAGUUUAUUCCUAAUUCAGAAGACUGGGUGAACAAAGAAGUAAUGAAGCGAGAGGCCUUGCAGGAAGGCGGCACUCUCAGGCACACUCUGUGGCGACGUCUACAGGAAGUUCUGACCCCGAUUCUGGCCCAGAUAUUAGAAGUGUUGGACAGAGACUCUAACCUGGACUUGGUCUAUAGUGCAGGUCUCAGUGAGGGGCUGGUCCAGUUCUGGCUGAACAUCUUUGAUGAUGGGCAAAUUUUAGACCUGUCAAUGCCACAGAACUCAAGUUCAUCAGAAGAAGAUGGAGGAGAAGCAUGGACCUGUAAUGCUCCUUUUAGUUGGCUCAUCAGACUUUACUGUCAUGGCCUAUGGGAGGAAUCUCAGUUUGGGCAGGGUAUAGAACAGAACAGCCACGAGCGGAUCCAACAGUUUGUAAGUGCUGUGGCCGGGAGUCAGUUGGGUGGCUACAUAGAGAAACUCUCAGAGACAGAGCGCAAAGAACUGGGCCAGAGAUAUCUUACUGAUUUUGUAAUACUCUCCUUUAAAAUCAAGACAGAAGAAGAAGUAAAGGUGUUUAGUUCAGCAUUGUUAGGUUGUGUUGCUGCCCUGCAGCAGGACAUGGGUGUGACCCCUGAUCUUUCUCCAGCCUGGAUCAUGGCAGCAGCCCGACACUUCAGUCAACGACUCGACACACUCUUACACGUUCUGCAGAUUCAGCCUCAAUUAACUCCUCUCGUUUUAAAACAGUCCUCACAAAAAGACAGAGUGGACAUGCAUGAAGACAUUAUAGCUCUUGGAAUAUGUGUGGAGGAGACUAAACAUCAAGCCAUUGCAUCAUUUUCUGAGUGCUCAGACUUUCUGAACAGAGUUGAAUUGCUGCAGGCCUGCCUGCAGAGAGCGUUCAGUGUUACUUACAGCUCUCUCUGCACCCCUGUCUGUCUUAAACAUCUGGAUGCUAUAAAGUCUGUGUGGCAGGCCAUGCUGGUCAUAGCUGCUUUUAUCGAGCAAGUUGUGGUGAGAGUAAAUCCGCGUGAUGAGAAGCUGGUGGCCCUUACACUUAAACACUGCAUCCAGCUACAGAGGCUGAUGGAGGAGUGUUCUGAGCUACAGAGCAAAGCCUUCUUAAAGCACCUCAUCCGCAUUCUCAAUGAGUACCACGAGGAAUCCAUAAGCAGAGAGUUACGUUUCGGUCUGAAGUGUCCUGUGUGUCUGGAGGACCUGGCUGAGCCCUGCGUCCUACAGUGUGAGCAUGUGAUCUGCCUGUCCUGUAUGAAGAGAUGUAUGCAAGGAGCGGAAGCUAAAUGCCCCAAAUGCAGGACAGCGCUUCCUCCCAACUACCAGCCAGCUAGCUCUGAAAGUAUAGAUUCAGCCUUAAAACAACAUAGGAAGUUAAGGAGAUGCUGUAACUCCUUCUUUUUGGAGGUGGUCUCUCGUUUCUGCUUCUCCAAGGCACAGCACCCCCCGGAGGACAUGGUGGAGCUGCUCUUCUCGCUCCUUAUUUCAGCACAGGGUGACGUGUAUAAGACGAGAGAGCUAACACCUUUCCUGGAAUGUGUUGACCAGAGUCCUGUGGUACGGUCUGUGUUGCCUAAACUGUUACUACAAUACAGUUUUAAACAGGUAAAGGGCCACAUUCAGACAUAUUUGGAAAACCUGGCAGAAAAACUCCUGGAUGAUCAGGACAGAAUGGAACUUUACAGACUUUUUGCCAACUGUUUUCAAGAUUCACUUCUUUGCGUGGCUUUGAAUGAAACCCUGGAAGGCAAAGAACUUCAGCGACGUCAACAGGCAGACAUUAAUUUUCUCAGCCGAUUGGCUCGCAAGCAAACACCAUCCAGAGAAAAGCAUCCGGCUGAAUUCCUGCUGUGCAUGGCCCGUCUCAGGAUGUGUCUGGACACUGCUGCUCGCAUACUUCCCAGGGCUGUUGGCCAUAAGAGCGGAGAAUAUGCUAAAUGGGAGGAAAGACUGUUAGAGGAGGUGAAGGCGGUCUUUAAGUAUGCGGAGAAUGAUUGGUAUAGAGUCUACCUACUCAGAACGCUUAACAGGCAGGCAGGCUCAGACUGUAUCCAGGCCCUGAUGAACAGCGCCCCCUAUGAGUGGGUGUUCCCUGCUGAGUUCUUGCGACUCCAGAGGUUGAUUCCAGUGGAGGUGGAUCGAUUCCUGUGCUGUGGUGAGGAGUAUCGCACUGUCAGAAAUGGGCUGGUGCAAGCACUGAUGGAAUCAAACAAAGAUCCACUUAAAGCUGCCCUGCAGAAUGUAAGCAGUCCAGGGUCUGUAAAGAAUGUUUUCCUGGCUUUGGCCUUGUUCAGACAUGUGACCUGCCGCCUAGGGUCACCAGACUCAGCCCUGCGUCCUGGAGAACAGGAGUUAGAGAUACUGAAGGGCAGUGUGCGGGAAAGCACAACAGGGCACCUGCGUGAACUCUGCAACGACCUUUUAUCAAAUCCUGCUGGAGGUCUCAUGUCUCACCUGCAUGUCCCUGCAAACGAAUCAGGACAGAGACGUCUUCUUCGGGAGCUCCUGGUUCAUGCCAUUGCUGUGUUCCAUAGCGGGAGCCAAUUUCUCUUCCCUCUGCACCUCAUUGCCUCUAGGCCGCAGAAUAUGAGGGAAUCAUUUCUUCCAACCAUGCCAGAUGACAACAUCAUUAUGGUCGCUCAGUGGCUAAACGAAAGAAAGGGACUGCAGACGUACUAUUGUAAAAAUGGUCACCCAUCUUUUGUUGGAGAGUGUAGGAAGCCAGUGGCCGAGGGAAGGUGCGACACAUGUGGUGUGCCUAUUGGUGGUCUAAACCACCGGCCAGUAGCUGGAUUCACUCCAGCCCAAGGCCCUGUGAGUGAUCAAACCCGACCAGGCCAUAUUCUGGGUGAUGCUGCUCGCAGAUCCGACGCUCCAAACAGAGAUCUGUCUAUGGACCAGUCCUGUAUGCUCCGUCUCUUCCUUCAUCUGGCCAUGCUGCAUGGAUCCUUUCUCAAUCGUCAUGGUAUCAGUGAAAUGAUUCACCCGGCUGUUAACAAUGUCCAAGAGUUUCUCUGGCGCCAUCUUGAAAAGGACAUGGAUGUCCUGGGGAAGACUCUGAAUCUGAACUGGGACGACACAGCCAUCACUGUUCAUCUGAUCCUUAACAGAUUAGCACAUAUCCCAGCAGUUCGUGUCCAGCAGGGGGCAACAGAAUGGUCUUCCCGCUCUGCCCGUGAGAAUUGGGAGAAGCAGGUUUGCAGAAAUGCCAUCAUUCCGGUUUAUGAGAAUUUGAACAGACACUUAAGUGAUGCUCAGGAAGAAGUUGCAGCUGAUGAUAAGCUGUCCAACAGCAGUCUGAUGAAGAUAUUAAAGAAAGACCCUCGUCCUCUCAUUCCUCUCCCUUCCGAAUGUCCCAGCCAUCAUACGGCUUUCUGGACGCCUCCAGACACCCUGACCGUGGAACAUCUGCACCAGCUUAUUGCUCAAAAGCAUGCACAGGAACAAGUUCCCCUGCUGGCAUUGUUUCUCAAAAAAGUGCAGUACAUAAGAUACCUGGCUUGUCUGCCUGACCUGACAGCCUUGUUGUCUAAUCUGGUACGGUUCGUACCAUCAGACUCUGAGACACACUCUUCCACCAUCACAACACUGCUUCAUGGAAUUCCUUCAGGCAUCCAGAGGAAUAAACUUAAAGAAAGGCUACAGACCUUCAUCAGGGUGUGGAACCAUCUCAGAAUGGAGCUAGCUAAUAACGCUGAUGUAGGUGUGGAUCGAGAACUGUGUGAGAAGGACAUUACCAUGGAUAGCCCAGGUCAGUUUCUCUGCCCGAGCCAUCAUGGACCGGGCUCGUGUCUCCACGCUCUCAUCAAACUGCUGUCGGAAACUCACAACAGCCUGGUGCGAGAAGCUCAGAGACUCAGUCAUAAGGAAGAAAGUGACUACAGUGUGCCUGUGGGGGCGGUGUCUGAGAGCCAGUUGGCCCUGUGUCACCCAGAGAAGGAUCUGCUGCCCCUGGUGUUAGCUCACUGCCACUACACACUGGUGAAGGGUCAACAAACUGCCAGCGACUACGACCUGAAGGCCAUUGAGAAACAACUUCACAGACGCUUUAUAGCUGGAAAGCCACGCAUCCAAGCGGACACUGAAAAGUACCUAAAGAGACGUCAUCAAGAUUUUUCAGAGGUUUUGAAAGAUGUCAGAAGCAAGAUACCUCAGGAGCCUCUGAAACGCUCAGUGUGUUGCUCAGUAAGAACAGUGCUGCGUGCCUUCACUGAUGUGUGUGAUGCUGUGGAUGCUCUGGAGACUGGCUUGCGUUUUCUGGGUAAAACUGGAGGACAACCAGAAAGCUUACUACUGUUCUAUCUUCAGGACUCUCUCAAGAUGCGGCAACACAUCUCCAGCAGUGUAGCCAAGGCUCUGGCAGAUAUCAGGCUGGGUCAGUGUACAGCCACAUGGCAGCUGCUGACCUGCUGGAGGAGUGAGCUGAAGCUGCAGAGAGGACAGGACCCUAUUCCAAAACUUUCCAAAGAGUAUAAAGAGAAACUUUCUGCUGAGGGCGAGAAAGAGUUGAAGGAGUUUCUGAACACCACUGAUGUUGAACUUUUUACUCUGGAGCUUCAUGAGAUUCUGCUUUUGAAGACAGACAUAACUUCAGAGGACAGAUACCAUUCUACCUGGGACAUCAGAAACACUCUGGAAUCACAUUUGGACAAAAAAGGAGCUCCUGUCUUGCCUGGACUGGAUGAUCUUUCAGAGGAAAUCCUUCUGAAUAAUGGUGCAGAGGUCUGGAGGUUUGCUGUAGCCUUCAAGAGAUGACUGUGUUCCUCAAAUCUAUUUCAUUGUGAUGCGUAGAGCUACUGUAAACAGCAAAUGCUUUGUCAUUUAAAUUGCCUCAGGGUCUGAAAGUGUAUUCAUUCCAGAGCAGUUCUUAAAAUACUCACUACAAUUUAUUAUUUUUAACGAUGUUAUAAACAUUUUUAUGUCAUUUGUGUGAACAUAUUAAUGAUGUCACAAAAUUAAGCCCAGUCACACAGGCAAUUUGGAGAGUUUGUGUUUUAUUUGUUGUUAUUUGUUCUCAGCCAAGCACCUAAGUGUCAAAGCCGAAAGGAAACUACCUUAUUGUUUGUAAAUAAAAUGUUACUUUUUUUCCCUUCUUCUUCUUCCUUAGUCUAAUUGUAGCAUAAAUACGGUUAAAAUAGUAAAUUUUGGCUGAAAAUAAACAUUUGCUCCCUUAAUGCA
Molecule: messenger RNA, 16077 nt
Organism: Clarias gariepinus (North African catfish)
Lineage: Eukaryota; Metazoa; Chordata; Actinopteri; Siluriformes; Clariidae
Gene: rnf213b
Product: ring finger protein 213b
Exons: 63
Coding region: 139-15654 (5171 amino acids)
Biological process (GO): ubiquitin-dependent protein catabolic process; sprouting angiogenesis; negative regulation of non-canonical Wnt signaling pathway
Cellular component (GO): cytosol; nucleolus; membrane
Molecular function (GO): metal ion binding; ATP hydrolysis activity; ubiquitin-protein transferase activity
Source: RefSeq, a predicted model, not a curated record